Messenger RNA from Penicillium malachiteum, 849 nucleotides. RefSeq names its product chitin synthase export chaperone. Bases 1 to 849 code for a protein of 282 amino acids. NCBI's taxonomy places the organism in Eukaryota, Fungi, Ascomycota, Eurotiomycetes, Eurotiales, Aspergillaceae. Gene Ontology annotation, cellular component: endoplasmic reticulum membrane. Gene Ontology annotation, biological process: protein folding. The record is from RefSeq and is a predicted model, not a curated record. The transcript is spliced from 6 exons.
AUGGGCUCCACACAAUUCGGUAACUUCAAGCUUUUUGUCGACAACCAGCCUCCCAGCGUAAACUACGGCGGAUGUGCGCUCCACGGUAUCGAUUUGAGCGGUAACCGAUACCUCGCAAACUUAGGGUCCAUUUUGUUCGCCGUUAUCGCCAUCUUGGUGUCGCUUUAUUUGCUAUGGAGGUCGGACAAGAAGCACGCUGCCGUCGGGCGUCGUGAGAUGCAACUGUUCCUAUUUGGAUUUAUCAUUAUCGAGAUCUGUGAGAUUUUCACAGUGGGUGGGCUUCCGAUUGAGGAUUCAGUGCGCAAGGGUUUCUCGGCAAUUCAUAUUGGAGCAAUUACGGCAACUUGUUGGAUCCUCCUGCUUAACGCAUUUGUAGGGUUCCAGCUACUUGAUGAUGGCACGGGGGCAUCGAUUGGCUUAAUUUGCGCAUCGGCCCUUGCGCUCUUCAUCGGUAGCGGGUACAUUGCUCUGGACACGGCCUUCGACUGGUCUGGCCAUUUCCAGGCGAGCUCAGCCUCGAACUACCGCAACAUCGCUAUCUACGUCUUGUACCAACUGUUCCCGUUGGUGUGUUUGGUGGUGUUUUUCGUUCUCGAGGCUGUGCUGGUUCUGCGGAUCCUGGGGGAGUUCCGGCCCAUGCUUUAUUUAACCGGCGCUGCGCUCCUGUUCGCCAUCGGCCAGAUCUUCCAAUAUGUGAUUAGUGUUCAUCUCUGCAACGCAUCCAAUGGCAAGAUCAACGGAACUCUAUUCGAGACUCUUUUCACGCUUCUCUCCGUUAUUGGUGUCUGGGCCUUCUGGAGCAGCAUCACAGAAGAUGACUGGCCUUUGCCCGUCGGUGGAUACAAUUAA